This is a messenger RNA of Danio rerio (zebrafish), 2678 nucleotides long. The record is from RefSeq and is a predicted model, not a curated record. Lineage: Eukaryota; Metazoa; Chordata; Actinopteri; Cypriniformes; Danionidae.
GUUGAGCAGGACAUUAAACUAUAACACGACUAACAAUAAGAACGUCCAUUAGCUUUCCUCUCGUAUAUAAGCAAAGCAGUUAAUUACCAAGAUGUCUGCUGCACGCGCUCUUCUUUUGCUGAUAUUUGGAUUUACCAUGCUGAAGUUCAUCUGCUGUUACAGUGAUGGAAGUUUAUUGACCGACCAGUGUCAAAGUAUGGCUAUAGAUCAUGGAGUUCAAGCAUCAGGACAAGAUUCAAACCCUUUCACCGUCAUUCCAGAUAACGUGACCGUGAACAGUUCGCAAGUGGGAACGGGCAUUACAGUGACACUCUCGACUUCUUCUGUUCCAUUUUUGGGCUAUAUGUUGGAGGCCCGUGAGUGUGAUAAUUGUCCACCUGCUGGUACAUUUAGUGGGAUUGACUCGGCCAACAGUCUGCUCCUAUGUGGUGACCAGGCCGUGGCUCAUCCCAAUAACAACGAUAAAACUUCAGUCCUAGUGACGUGGACUCCUCAAGCCACUGGACAGUUUUACUUCAGAGCUGCAUUUGUCCAAACUUUCAGUUUCGGUUGGCAAAAAAAAGCAAUCAUACUCCCAACGACAACAACAUUGCCGCCGACAACACCAAUGACAACAUCACCGCUGGCAACAACCCAGUUAAUGACACAGUCAAUUAUGCACACAAUGACGCCGACAACCACACAGACAAUGACGCAGACAACUACACAGACAAUGACGCAGACAACGAUGCAGACAACGACACAGAAAACAACAUCGACACCGACCACGACACCUACAACGGUGCAGAUGAUGAUGAUGACAACAACCACUACAACAACUACUGACACCCCCGCUACUGUAACAACUAGGCAUACAACAAUAGACACAUCCACUGCACCACCAACCUCUGCAGUCAACAGUACACAAACAGGUCUAACUGUAUUCACAACACCAAACCUACAGGCUACAGUUUCUGCAGUCAAUACUACACAAACAGAUCCAACUACAAACACAACAUUAACAUCAAACACACAAUCACAGACUACAGUGACGCCAUCAUAUCUUUUGCAGUGUGUGCGGUAUAUGAGAGGUGGUGUGGUACUGUUGUUAUUCAGCAGACUUUGUUUUCUUGGAGGCUCUUCUCUCCUCAUGAUCAUCAAACCAGUUUCAAAGAUGCCCACCCAGAUUGCAUCCAUCAUUGAACUAAUAUCCAAAAUUAUCACUACUAUCCUUGUACUAAUAAAAGCAGUUCAUUAUGACUGUGAGAAUGCUGGUUUGCAGUUUGUGUUUGCUGCUUUGAUAGUGACUGCAAUGAUUACAAGCCUGAUGCACACCAUCACUGUUUUCCUUCACCGCGGACUAAGCCAUGAAUUAAAAACGUGUUGGAUUGGUUCUCUCAUAAUAGUUGAUCUACUGAAUACACUCAUUACAUCCAUCUCAAUAUUUUAUGGCUUAUGGUGGUUUCAAGGGCGCUGGAUGCUAAUAGUAAUGACAGUUUAUGUUACGUUGGAGUUCAUCCUUUACCUUGGAGCAGCUGUUUUUAAACGGAUGGAAAAAUACAAGAAGUACUUUAUUAAAAGAAGUACUAAGAGAGUGGAACAAAAUUGUACUGUUCUGGAAAACAAGAAACCCCCAUGGUUCUUGAUGUUUGUCAUUUGUUUAGUGUUUUAUGUAAUGUUUACAGUUGCACUUAUUGUCGGAGUGUCUUUGCUUUGCUUUCAAGCUGGGUCUUCGUGUAUGUUGCUCAAUUAGUCUGUAUACAUAUAUUUGCAUGUAACUUCAUAAGGACCUGCCUGCUUUGAAACGAUUUUUUUUCUCUAGCACAUGAACCAAUUUCUUGCACUAUUUUCUUUUGUAUACAUGUAUCUAUUAAACUUUGUGUGGAUAUGUAUAAUGUACUUUCUGCAAUCUGAGUGGAGGAUACUAAAAAAGCCAUUCUGAAAGGAAAAAAAAAACCUUACAAAAUAUGAUGAUGUUUUUAAAUGUUGCUCCCCAAAGUUCAGAUAAUGUCUUAUCAUUUAUGUAACCAUGUCUGUUUCACUUUACGUUUUAUUUAUUCAUGUCACACCCCGUCAUGUUAGUUCUCCUGCAUUCUUUAUUAGUUGUCCCCUUAUCAAUUUUAGUUAAUUGUUUCUUUGUGUGUUUAUACCCUGUUCUGUUAGCCCUUUGCAAUCAGUAAUUUUCUCUGUUAGCCUUGUGAUGUCUGUGUGUGCCCAGGUUUGGUUUUUAUCCUUUAGCUUGCUUUUGUUUAUGUUUUUUCACUACUUUGUAAUUCCUGUUUACCUGCACUUCUCUAUAAACACACUGAACUGAAUUUGAAUCCUCAUUUUAUCAUUUCCCAUCACUGACGUAACAAUUCACUUUGCUGCUUUACUGUCCUCUGUAAAAUGGACAAUUUAUAACCUUUUGAAAUGAGAAUUGAGCCACUCUGGAUACUUUUACUUCUAAGUGUCCUAAGUAUGUAAAAACUUCUAAAGUUUUUGUUGUUGUUAUUGUUUGUUAUGUUAUUGUUUAUGCACUUGAGGUUUAAAAUGUUUUCAUAUUUAAUCACAAAGUAAAUUUGUCACCUAUAUGAGAGUAUAAUUGUUGUUGUUUUGAGAAUGUAAGCAUAGCGGCCUACAAACUCUGCGAGUGUUGAAGCUGGCUUCUGCUGAUAAAACUACAAACUAUCUUCAGUAAAUUUUAUUCUUUAAUUAAA